AUGUUAGGAAAUGGUUAUGGGAAAAUGGAGAAGGAAAAAUACGUGAGUGGCCAUAUCUUGCUUAUCUCUGAGUCUAAGAGCUGCCAGUCUGAGAGCUUCCAGUCAGAGAGCUGCCAGUCUGAAAGCUACCAGUCUGAGAGCUACCAGUCUGAGAGCUUCCAGUCUGAGAGCUUCCAGUCUGAGAGUUACCAGUCUGAGAGUUACCAGUCUGAGAGCUGCCAGUUUGAGAGCUGCCAGUCUGAGAGCUAUCAGUCUGUAUGCUCUCAGUCUGAGAACUGCCAGUGUGAGAGCUUCCAGUCUGAGAGCUGCCACUGCCAGUCUGAGAGCUUCCAGUCUGAGAGCUGCCAGUCUGAGAGCUUCCAGUCUGAGAGCUGCCACUCUGAGAGCGGCCAGUCUGAGAGCUACCCGCCUGAGAGCUUCCCGUCUGAGAGCUACCCGUCUGAGAGCUGCCAGUCUGAGAGCUGCCCGUCUGAAAGCUACCAGUCUGAGAGCUGCCCGUCUGAGAGCUGCCCGUCUGAGAGCUACCAGUCUGAGAGCUGCCAGUCUCAGAGCUUCCAGUCUGUAUGCUCCCAGUCUGAGAACUGCCAGUCUGAGAGCUGCCAGUCUGAGAGCUUCCAGUCUGAGAGCUGCCAGUCUGAGAGCUUCCAGUCUGAGAGCUUCCAGUCUCAGAGCUGCCAGUCUCAGAGCUACCAGUCUGAGAGCUGCCAGUCUGAGAGCUUCCAGUCUGAGAGCUGCCAGUCUGAGAGCUUCCAGUCUGAGAGCCGCCAGUCUGAGAGCUACCAGUCUGAGAGCUUCCAGUCUGUAUGCUUCCAGUCUGAGAGCUUCCAGUCUGUAUGCUUCCAGUCUGAGAGCUUCCAGUCUGUAUGCUUCCAGUCUGAGAGCUACCAGUCUGAGAGCUACCAGUCUGAGAGCUUCCAGUCAGAGAGCUGCCAAUCUCAGAGCUGCCAGUCUGAGAGCUACCAGUCUGAGAGCUCCCAGUCUGAGAGUUACCAGUCUGAGAGCUUCCAGUCUGAGAGCUUCCAGUCUGAGAGCUACCAGUCUUUAUGCUCCCAGUCUGAGAGCUGCCCGUCUGAGAGCUACCCGCCUGAGAGCUUCCCGUCUGAGAGCUACCCGUCUGAGUGCUGCCAGUCUGAGAGCUGCCCGUCUGAAAGCUACCAGUCUGAGAGCUGCCCGUCUGAGAGCUGCCCGUCUGAGAGCUACUAG
Molecule: messenger RNA, 1203 nt
Organism: Procambarus clarkii (red swamp crayfish)
Lineage: Eukaryota; Metazoa; Arthropoda; Malacostraca; Decapoda; Cambaridae
Source: RefSeq, a predicted model, not a curated record